GCGUAGAACUCCAGCGUCCCCAAAAUCGCUUCAGUCAUCGAACCAGGAAGAAGGUGGGCUAGCCCUGCAAAGCUAACACCCCGAUCUUUCUGUUCACUUUCUCCGACAAGAAUGGGAUCAUCCAGGUGGAGGGUGGCAGCUGCGGUGUUCCUCAGUGUACUAGGCUCCUUAUUACCUGUCGAAGCAGAUGAACACGACCACACAUACAUAGAUAAAGAGGAGGUGGUAUUAUGGAUGAACACAGUGGGGCCUUACCACAACCGACAGGAGACGUACAAGUAUUUCUCUUUACCCUUCUGUGUGGGUACAAAGAAAACCAUCAGUCAUUACCAUGAAACGCUUGGAGAAGCUCUGCAAGGAGUGGAGCUGGAAUUUAGCGGCCUUGACAUCAAGUUCAAAGAUGAAGUCAUGCAGACAACAUAUUGUGAAAUUGACCUGGACAAAGUCAAACGGGAUGCUUUUGUGUAUGCCAUAAAGAAUCACUACUGGUACCAAAUGUACAUCGAUGACCUGCCCAUUUGGGGUAUUGUUGGUGAGGCAGAUGAAAAUGGAGAAGAUCACUACCUUUGGACAUAUAAGAAAUUGGAGAUCGGCUUUAACGGGAACAGAAUUGUUGAUGUAAAUCUUACUAGUGAAGGCAAAGUUCGACUUGUGCCCAACACAAGGAUUGCAAUGUUUUACUCUGUGAAAUGGAAGAAGUCUGAUGUGAAGUUUGAGGACAGAUUUGACAAGUACCUCGACCCAUCCUUCUUCCAGCACAGGAUACAUUGGUUCUCUAUCUUCAACUCCUUCAUGAUGGUGAUCUUCUUGGUGGGUCUGGUGUCCAUGAUUUUGAUGAGAACCCUCAGAAAGGACUACGCCAGAUACAGCAAAGAGGAAGAAAUGGAUGACAUGGACCGAGACCUGGGAGAUGAAUACGGCUGGAAGCAGGUGCAUGGAGAUGUAUUCCGGCCCUCAAGCCAUCCGCUGAUUUUCUCCUCACUCAUUGGUUCCGGCUGCCAGAUCUUCUCCGUAUCUCUCAUUGUCAUAAUCGUGGCAAUGGUUGAGGAUCUGUAUACAGAGAGAGGAUCGAUGUUGAGCACAGCCAUUUUUGUGUAUGCUGCCACCUCCCCUGUCAAUGGCUACUUUGGUGGAAGUUUGUAUGCAAAACAAGGAGGAAGAAGGUGGAUUAAGCAAAUGUUCGUCGGAGCCUUCAUGAUCCCAGCAAUGGUGUGUGGAACGGCCUUCUUCAUCAACUUCAUUGCAAUCUACUAUCACGCCUCCAGAGCGAUCCCAUUUGGCACCAUGGUGGCUGUUUGUUGCAUCUGCUUCUUUGUCAUUCUGCCGCUAAACCUGGUGGGAACAAUUUUGGGGAGGAAUCUUUCUGGCCAGCCAAACUUCCCAUGCAGGGUGAAUGCUGUGCCGAGGCCAAUCCCUGAAAAGAAAUGGUUCAUGGAGCCAGCUGUCAUCGUCUGUCUCGGUGGAAUCCUUCCUUUCGGUUCCAUCUUCAUUGAAAUGUAUUUCAUCUUCACAUCUUUCUGGGCCUAUAAAAUCUACUAUGUAUACGGUUUCAUGAUGCUGGUCCUGGUUAUCCUUUGCAUUGUGACGGUGUGUGUCACCAUCGUGUGCACGUACUUCCUGCUCAAUGCCGAGGACUACAGAUGGCAAUGGACAAGCUUCCUGUCUGCUGCAUCCACUGCGGUUUAUGUUUACAUGUACUCUUUUUACUACUAUUUCUUCAAAACCAAGAUGUACGGGCUGUUCCAGACAUCCUUCUACUUUGGUUACAUGGCUGUGUUUAGCACUGCUCUUGGAAUCAUGUGUGGUGCAGUUGGAUACAUGGGAACAAGUGCCUUUGUGAGGAAGAUAUACACAAAUGUGAAAAUAGACUAAAGCAGGUGGAUCAUGGUCAUGGAAUCGCCUGCGUGUAUCCUGGAAGACGGCUGGCACACAACAUUCUUUAUUAGUUUCUUUCUUGCGACGAGAUUGUGAGAAUCUCACUUUGUACAAUGUAGUUUUCCAUUUUCUGAAUGAAUUUCAACGCUGCAACAUGAUCAGAUGCAGAGUUGUGGAUGUGGCAUCAAACAAGGUUCUGUUUUUAUCAGUUGCUUUCAUACAAAUAUCGGGGACAAAUAUGUUCAGGCUUAUGUGGCUUCUCUUCCAAACCAGUCCCACCUGAGACCAGACUACAUACAUGUUUAUGGAUGGAAUAGUGCAGCUCUCUUCAGUGAAGAGGCCCAAGUAUAUUGAAAGCCUUUAUUUGUUCUAUUGUGUCAGAAUAACGAGUUGGCUUUGUGCCCAUAUUCUGACUUGAUUUCUAUUUUGUAUUCUUGAAGUCAACUCACAGUAACGUUAGUGCAUAGUGCAGUACUUUGUUCCCAUUUUCUUCCGCUCCAAAAUAAGUUGGUCACUUGUCAUUCCCGUAUUUUGGCGGCUCUAAUUUACCUGUUCCAGUGAUCCAUCCAGUUGCAAUGUUUUGAGUCCUGCUGUAGUUUACUGUGGAGACAAGAAUGAGGGCCAGAUCAGAAGUUGAGGUACAGUUAGAGACUUUUAAAAGGAUGUGAUGCUAUCCCCCAGCUUUAGUCAUUUUCUUAAUGUGUGGGUUUGAAUUACAUCUACAUGUAAAGAUAAUAUAUAUAUAUGAGGGGAGUGUAUAUAACCUUAAUGUACCUCUUGCUGUAGAGCGCAAAUGUAUUUUUGUUGUACAGAUUUAAAAUAGGGUGUUUUUUAAUGAAUCAGCUCAAAACAAAAGUAUGUCUUUGGUGAUCGGGGUGUGGUUGGUGGCCCUGUUUCAUCUUGCCUGAAAUUGCAUGGUUUUCACCAAACUAUAGAAUGAUCAAAUUGUUUCACUGGUAGGAUCAGCUUCAUAGUGUAAGGAAGCAUUGCAGAGGUAGGCUGGUCUGUGAAGGCUCACAUUGAUUUCAUAUUUAAAGCUUUAAAAAGGCUUGGCAUCUCUUAAGUCCAUUACAGACCCCUCUUUGUUGCAAAACAUGACAUGCCAUGUGUGAAUGUCCAAAGGAAUGAGCUUUGUUUUCACACUGUACAAAAAGUACACUUGACAUCUUCAUAACCACACAGAGUGCUGCAGUCCUUCAAAGUCUUUAUUUAGUCCCACAUAUUGCGUAUAUACAGUAUGUUCCCUACUUGUACUGCCUUCUCAUUUCCAAUUCUGCCCCACUGAAGUUUAUUUUGGCACCUCAUGUUAUGUACCAAUGUCUGAUGAGACAUUUUCAUCCUGCAUAUUGUUGUAAAAAGAGGGAAUAAACAUGUUUAUGUACAGUG
Molecule: messenger RNA, 3261 nt
Organism: Phyllopteryx taeniolatus (common seadragon)
Lineage: Eukaryota; Metazoa; Chordata; Actinopteri; Syngnathiformes; Syngnathidae
Gene: tm9sf3
Product: transmembrane 9 superfamily member 3
Exons: 15
Coding region: 112-1872 (586 amino acids)
Biological process (GO): protein localization to membrane
Cellular component (GO): membrane
Source: RefSeq, a predicted model, not a curated record